Paramecium primaurelia is the source of this 1095-nucleotide messenger RNA. The record is from the annotation of a GenBank genome assembly. NCBI's taxonomy places the organism in Eukaryota, Ciliophora, Oligohymenophorea, Peniculida, Parameciidae.
AUGGAGAAUAAGUUAUUUUAUUGUAAAUCAGAAAGUUUUAAGGAUUCUAAAAUUGAAGUUUAAAGUAAAAAGUAUAAUAAAAUAUUUAAUUUUUAAUCAAAAAGUAUUAAGGAAUUGAAAAAUGAAAUUUAAGGCAAACUAUAUUCUACUUAACUUGAUAAAAAUUCAAACCCAAAAUAUAAUAUUUAGGAGGGAACAUUUAGUUUUGAUUUAGAACAAAAAUUAAUUAAGUUAAUUAAGAAAGACAAGGAAUAUUUAGGGAAAUCAAAUAUAUUACUUCAUGAGAAUACACAAAAACCAUAAGAUGAGACAAAUAAAACUAAACACUAAGAAUUAAGAUCUUAAAGUUUACCUUCUAGAAAAAAAAUUAUUAUAAAAGAAGAUGGAAUAAUUGUUAAUAAUAGACAAAUUGGCGAACAUAGAAGAUAAUUCUAAAAAUUAAAAAUUUGGUGUAAAUAUAAUUAAUCUUUAAAUGAGAGAGAUGAAUAAAUAUUAAAAAAUAAAUAAUGGUUAACUAGUAGUAUAAUAGAUAGUUUUGUAUUUCAUCUUAAUUUAGAAGGUGAAAAAGAAUACAUUAAACAAAAAGAAAAUAAUGAUACAAAAUAAAUUAACAGAAUAUUAUUUUUACCCACUAGUUUAACCACAAAUUUUGGAAUUUAAUAUGAUAUUUAAAAAGCUUAACAAUUAUUUUAAUAAGAAUUACUAGAAUAUUAAGAAAUGGAUUUUUAAUUAAAUUUAAUCUAUGAUAAAAUAGGAAUUCCAAUAAAUAAAAAUAAUAUACACUGGCAAUUCCUAUUAUUUGAUUAUAAAAAAAAUUGUGUAGAACUUUUUGAUUCUCUAUCAUAAUCUUUUAAAUUUGAUCAGAAUUUAAUUGAAACAUUAGCAUAAUUAUUAUAAUUAUAAAAUUACAAAUAAAAAAGACUUUAUUAUUAUAUUUAAUAAUAAAAUGGUUAUGCAUGUGGCUAUUAUGUUUGUUCAUUUAUGUAUUAUUAAUAUAGACUUUAAUUUGAUAAGAAUCUAGAAAAAUAUUCUUAUAUUGAAGAAUAAAUUACUAAAUUAUUAUUAGAUGUUAUCAAAGAUUAGGAAAAUUAAUGA